Messenger RNA from Xyrauchen texanus (razorback sucker), 3549 nucleotides. RefSeq names its product gamma-glutamyl carboxylase (gene ggcx). The transcript is spliced from 15 exons. The coding region runs from base 180 to 2492 and encodes 770 amino acids. The record is from RefSeq and is a predicted model, not a curated record. Gene Ontology annotation, biological process: peptidyl-glutamic acid carboxylation. Gene Ontology annotation, molecular function: gamma-glutamyl carboxylase activity; vitamin binding. NCBI's taxonomy places the organism in Eukaryota, Metazoa, Chordata, Actinopteri, Cypriniformes, Catostomidae.
UCGUCUCUGCGGUUAUUCAACCUUUCAGGGUGCUGCGCCUAGGUUUGACACGUACCCUAGUCUGAGCAUUGAUGAGUGUUUAAGUCAACCUAUGUGUGGAUGUGAAAUUAUUUCGGUCUGUUUAGAACUGACAAAUCUUUUGUAACGUUUACUGCAGACUGGUUUCAUAACCUGGAAGCAUGGAGCCUGGGGCGAGUGAAGCAACAGCAGGUGCUCCAUACACUGAACCAUCCAAAGAAAAGAAAAAGACCAGUAAGGACAACAAACUGGCAUCCCCUGCCCCAUCAGAGCAAACCAGCAUGAUGAAGCGUCUAUUUGGCUUUGAGAAGGAAGACGUCUCCUCAUGGCAUCGGCUGGUGUGUCUCCUGAAUCGUCCCACUGACCCAGCCUCACUAGGCAUUUUCCGUUUCUUAUUUGGAAUGUUGAUGGCACUUGAUAUAACCCAGGAAAGAGGCCUCAGUCACCUGGACUACAAGUAUUUAGAUGGGGCACCCGUGUGCCGAUUUCCCCUUUUCAACUUCCUCAAGCCUCUUCCCAUGGACUGGAUGUUCUUUGUUUACUUUGUGAUGUUCCUUAGCGCUGUUGGUAUCAUGCUCGGCUGUUUUUACCGCCUUGCCUGUCUGAUGUUUAUAUCCACUUACUGGUACGUUUUCUUCCUGGACAAAACGGCCUGGAACAACCAUUCUUAUCUGUAUGGACUCAUUGGCUUCCAGCUCACACUCAUGGAUGCCAACAGAUACUGGUCCUUAGAUGGACUCCGGACCCCCAAGAAGAGGAACAUUCAUGUACCGCUGUGGAACUACACUGUGCUCAGAUCUCAAAUUUUCAUAGUGUACUUUAUCGCUGGGGUCAAGAAACUUGAUGCUGAUUGGGUGGAGGGCUACUCGAUGAAAUACUUGGCGCACCAUUGGUUAUUUGACCCUUUCAAACUGAUCUUGCCUGUUGAAUUGGUCAGUCUGAUGGUGAUCCACGGAGGGGGUCUAAUUUUGGACCUCACAGCUGGGUAUCUGCUGUUCUUUGAUGCCACUCGGCCUGUCACCAUGUUCUUUGUCAGCUAUUUCCACUGCAUGAAUUCCCAGCUCUUUAGCAUAGGAAUGUUUUCCUACACCAUGUUGGCCACAAGCCCUAUCUUCUGCUACCCUGACUGGCCCAGGCGCUUUUUUGGACGUUUCCCAGAGUUCUUCCGGCCUGUGCUGCCCCUCAUCUCUCCUCCCCCAAGCCCCAGCUCCUCGUGCGUGUACCCUAAUCUACCCAGUGGGUCUGGAGAACAAGAUGAGGGAAAUGCUGCUCCCAAAACCUCAACACCAAGCUUUAAACACAAACUCGGAGCCAUCUUCACCAUCCUGUACAUCGCAGAGCAGCUCUUCUUGCCUUACUCUCACUUCAUCACACAGGGCUAUAAUAACUGGACAAAUGGACUGUAUGGCUACUCAUGGGACAUGAUGGUUCACUCUCGCUCACAUCAGCAUGUGAAGAUCACCUACAGAGACACCUUGACUGGAGAGCUUGGAUACCUGAACCCUGGAGUUUUUACUCAGAGCCGGAGAUGGAAAGAUCAUGGGGACAUGUUGAAGCAGUAUGCUACAUGCCUUAGCCAAAAUCUGCCCCGCUUCAAUAUCUCAGACCCAGAGAUCUACUUUGACAUUUGGGUGUCCAUAAAUGACCGCUUCCAACAAAGAAUAUUUGACCCACGUGUUGACAUUGUGAGAGCCGACUGGUCCCCAUUCCAGCCCAAUUCAUGGCUCAUGCCGCUACUGGUCGACCUCUCGCCGUGGAGGCAUAAAUUUGAGGAGAUCGAGGGGUCUUUAGACAACCAGACUGAGGUGGUCUUCAUCGCUGACUUCCCAGGCCUUCAUCUUGAAAAUUUUGUGAGUGAGGAUCUGGGGAACACCAGCGUUCAGGUUCUAGAGGGUCAAGUGAAAGUUGAAAUAGUUGACGAAAAGAAGAACUACAGUUUACAACCAGGAGAGAAGAUGCAGCUUCCAGCUGGUGCAUACCAUAAGGUGUACACGGUGUCUGAAGGCCCGUCGUGUUAUAUGUACAUCUAUGUAAAUACUACUGAGGCAGAACUGCAGAAGAACUUCACCAAGCUUUUUGAACUUCAGGAGAAAGUACGAAACGGAACAGAGACAGAGCCGUUACCUCCUGAGCUGCAGCCGCUGAUCACUGGCUUAGAUGUGCAGGACACAAACGACAGCGUAAUUGACCCUGUCGUGCGACUCUUCCUGAAACGACAGAAGCGAAUGCAAGAGGUGAAGAAGCGGCGUGAAGCUUCUGUGGUCGAGAGGUUCGAGAGAUUUGCCUCAAAGAAAUACUACUCCAUUAGACGAGGGUUCCUGAUGACUGCCAUCGCUUUGCGUAAUUUGGCAGUGGGUUUGCCGCCGCUAGAGCAACUGACACAAGAAGUGGCCUACGCCAACCUGAAGGAGCCUGAGGCCGAGGCUAGUCAGAACGAGCGUCUGAAAGAUGAGGUCGGUCAUGGAGAGCUGUAACAGAACAUCACAGUGAGAGUUGGACAGUUACUGAGCGCAGCAAAUGAACAACGGCUUUAGUAUGUCAAUACAUUUUGGAACAUUCCAUAAAUGUGUGUGAUAAGGUCAGGUUAUAUAGUUUACAGUAUGAUUGUGAAAAUAAUCACAUCACAUUAUCUUAAAGGAAUAGUUCACCCAAAAAUUUAAAUUCGGUCAUCAUUUCCUCACCCUCAUUUUAUUCCAAACGUGGAUGACUUUCUUUCUUAUGAUAAACACAAAAGUUGCCAGGCAGAAUAUUUACAUUUUUCUUUUCCAUAUUGCGAUACUAUGGCUGCCAAUCUCCAAAAAUGACAAAAUGGCAUAUUACAAGUUUCAUAAAAGUAGUUAAUGUGCUCUGUUUUCCAAGACCUCUGAACCCAUAUGAUAGGUUUGUGUAAUGGUCACAGAAAGUCCCCCCUAUUUGUCGUAGCUCUCAAAUCUUAUUCACAUUUCUGCAUAUUUUCUGCAGAUUUUUCCAUUUUUGGGUAAACUAUUCCUUUAACUAAAAAAAUGAACAAUGACACUAAGAUUUACUUGUCAAACAACAUUUGUAUUUUAUCGUCUUGCAAGUAGAUUCAGAAAAAAAAAAUGUUUUUAGUAUUAAAUCAAAAUCUGUGAAAGACACUAAAUGAAACCGGUGUUAUUGAGAAUAAGCUUGAGGUGGUAGGUUGAAACUUUAAAUCACAGCUUUUAACUUAAAAUGAACGUUUGUGCUGCAGGUACUCUGCCAUAUAUUGUCUCAUUAUAAGAUUUGAUACUUUACAUCAAAUGCAGUUGUAACUAACUGGCAAAACAAUUUCUUGGCUGUAAAUUGUGCCAAAUCUUGACAAAAUGGGUUCUGAAUUGUCUUUAAUGCAUAAGUUUCAUUAUGCAAAAUGCCGAGUUCUUAUUAAAUGCAUGGGUGGCCUAAAAUGUUUUAUGCAACAUGAAGAAACACAACUUGUUACAGCAUUUUAUAUGGAAAUAAUGAUCGCAGGAAUAAGAAUGCAAGUCUGCUGUUCAAAAUUUGUCAAUUUUUCAAUAAAAAAUGGCAAGAUUG